AAGACUUCAAAGUCUUCAAGCUUCGUUUCCUCACUCGACACGACGAACGCUUCUGUGAGGGCUACGGUUUUUCCCUGUGCAGAGCAGAGGAGGCCACGACCUUCUUCGCAAACCCAGCGAUCAACGUCCCCCCGGUCGUCCCGAGCGACUCCGGCAACCGACCCCUCCGACGAAUCGGCUAGCCACGACCAGGAGCCAUCGAUAUUCAUCUUCACGAAGCCCUUUCCCGGCAGCGACCCCGAACACGCCAGGGGUAAAGGCCUAUCUUGUUCACCCACGAGGGAGACAGGGAGAGAGCUGCCAAAGCUAAAGUUUAAAAUGGAGAGCUUAGAGGCAGGAACAUCGUCAGAAUAUGAGUAUCAAGUGUUCUUGAACUUCAGAGGACCCGACACUCGUAAGGGAUUUACCGGCUGCCUCUACCACAGCUUGAUCGAUACCGGCAUCUGCGUCUUUCGAGACAGUGAAAAGCUCCAUGUUGGUGAAAGAAUUGAUGGAGCGCUCCAGAGAGCAAUCGACAAAUCUAGGAUCUACAUCCCCAUCUUCUCUCGAAACUACGCUUCGAGCCAAUGGUGUCUCCGCGAGCUCGCGCAGAUUGUGGAGAGCACCUUCAAGUCAAACGGGAAUAAAGAGAUCCUACCUAUUUUUUUCGACGUAGAACCUGACGUUGUUAAGAUGAAAACCCCGUUGUAUGGCAAUGCCAUUCUCAAUUUGGAGCGCAAGAAGCCGUUGAGCACCGAAGAAAUAGAGUCCUGGAGAAAGGCUUUGAAGGAGGUUGCUGCAAUAAAGGGAUGGGAAGUCGAGAAAUACAAUGACCAAGGCCAACUAAUCAAGUUGGUCGUUGAGGAGGUUGUGGAUAAGUUGAAGAUGAAGCAAAAGCCUGUGACUGAACAUUUAAUUGGAAUCGAUGAUCGAGUGGGAACAGUAAGAAAUAUGUUAGACGUAGACUCUGGAGGUGUGCGGUUCAUUCAAAUUUAUGGCAUGGGGGGUAUCGGUAAAACGACUCUUGCCAAGGUCGUGUUCAAUCAACUUUGUACCCACUUUGGAAAGUGUUGUUGCUUUCUUGAAGAUGUUCGAGAAAAGUCGUCAAGAACUGAUGGCUUGGUUGAAUUGCAAAAGAAGUUAUUAUCUGAAAUAGGAAAUGUCGCAGGAACAACAAGCAUCAAUGAAAUUGACUAUGGAAUGAAGAGAAUUGAAGAAACACUUCGCAAUAAGAAGGUCUUCAUUGUACUGGAUGAUGUUGAUAAAAGUGAACAAGUGAAGAAAUUAGUUGGAAAAGGUGCUUUGUGUUCAGGGUCUAGAGUACUGAUUACUACUAGAAACAAGGAUGUUUUGCAAAUCACUGGACCAAAGUACGAUAUAUUAGAUUAUGAAAUGGAGGUGAUGAGUAGUGAUUAUGCGCUUCAGCUCUUCAGCAAACAUGCAUUUAAGAAGGACUCUCCUUCGGAUGAUCGUUAUGAUAUUUCAAAGAAAAUUGUAUCUACUACCGGAAGACUUCCUUUGACUAUUGAAGUAAUUGGUUCAUUUCUGUUCAGACAAACUCAAGAACUAUGGGAAGAAACAUUGGACAAGUUAAGCAAAGCACUUCUAGAGGAUGUUUAUAAAAAGUUGAGGAUUAGCUUUGAUGCAUUGACUUUUGAGCAACGACAAAUUUUUCUGGAUAUUGCAUGCUUUUUCAUUGGUGAGGAAAAGACAAAUGCAAUUCAUAUGUGGAGAGAUUGUGACUUUUUCCCAAUUAGUGGAAUUGCGGUCCUCAAUAACAUGUCCUUGAUAAAGAUUGUAAAAGACAAUAAGUUUUGGAUGCACGAUCAACUUAGAGAUCUUGGAAGGGAAAUUGUUCGUCAAGAAAAUCCGACGAAUCCGGAAGAGCGUAGUAGGUUAUGGAUUCAAGAGGAAGUCCUCAGCGCAAUAAGUUCAAAGAAGACGAAGAACAAUGUUCGAGCAAUUGAACUCAAUCUUGAUGUCCCUAUCAGAAGCGAAGAGAUUAGAAAGUUUGAAAAUUUGAGGUUCCUUAGAUUACAUUUGGGAACCUUUGUUGGUGACCUAACGGAUUGUUUUCCCGAAUUAAGAUGGAUUUAUUGGAGAUAUCCUUCUCCACCAUAUGAGAUGACCAAUAUGCGCUUAAAUAAUCUAGUCAUUCUUGAAUUUUCUUCAGUUCACUUUAUAGAUGAUCAGAAAUUAUUUAACUUAAUAAAGGAGGCAAGAAAAUUGAAAGUUCUUAGUUUUGAGAAUUGUCAAGAGAUAACCAGAAUACCAGAUUCAUCAGGAUGCUCAACUUUAGAGAGGCUGACUUUUCGGGGUUGCCAUGGUUUAGGGAAGAUUGACGGCUCUAUUGGGAAGUUAAAGUGUCUAAAAGAGUUAAAGUUUGAUGAUUGCCCUCAGCUUAAAGGUUUGCCUGAAGAAAUCAUGGACCUACGGAAUCUAGAGCGCUUCUCUUUAAAGUGUUUUUUUUUUGGUAAGUGUUGUGAAAUGAAGGAACUACCAGAUGCCAUAUUUAAGUUGAAAUCAUUACGGAAGUUGAAGGUUUCAAUUUUAGGUCCAGUGGGGUUACUGGGUGCUAUCGGAAAGCUGGAGUUAUCGGGUGCUAUCGGAAAGCUUGAGAAUCUGGAAGUGCUUCGGGUUAAAGGAAAUUUGAAAGGUCAAAUUCCUUAUGAAAUUGGCUUGCUUCCGCGGCUGCAAAAACUGGUGUUAGAAGAAUGUUAUGAAAUCCGAGAGUUGCCGGCACUCCCAAUAAGUCUGACCCAUCUGACAGUGCCAUCUACAUCAUUGCAGGUUGUUCCGGACCUCUCAAACUUGACUAAUUUGGUUGAGUUGGACCUAAGUGACAACUUUCACAUGGGCAGAAUGUCUACCAGUGACUUCAGGUGGAUUGGUAGGUUCUCUAACAUGGGCAGACGAGAUAGAAUUCUUACCGGUGACUUAAGGUGGAUUGGGAGGUUAUCCAAACUGGAACAGUUGAGAUUGGGUCUCCCCCAUGUCCCUACUCCCACUGAGUUGGCUUCCCUUCCUAAGCUUAACCGACUCCUUUUGUCUGGAUUGGACCUGCAAACCUUCACGCAAGUUCCCUCUUCUCUAUUAGAGCUAACCCUUGAGAAUUUCAAUUCAAUCGCGUUACACUCCUUCAACCUGAAGAAUUUGUCAGAUUUAAGGCUCUUUUGCUCUCAAAUGCAAGAGAUUCAACUCGAUGGGCUUCAUGUUCCAAAUUUAACAAUGCUUUACGUUGAAAAUUGUGGACCCCUCGAGAGAUUCAUGCUAUCCAGCAUGAGGAAGCUAAAAGAGGUCGCCAUGGGUGAGUGCCCAAAACUAGACGAGAUCCACAUUGCCGGGGUGUUGGAAUCGUUGGAAAAAUUGAAUAUUUUUGCCUGUGAGUCCUUCAGAAGGUUCGUGUUCGUCGACACACAUUGGGAAUCUUCUCAUGAAUCUUCACUAAUCCUUGCAUCGAGAGUCUUCAAUAAGUUGCGGUGUCUCUGGCUGCAGGAUUGCGAUAAGAUACUCAGUAUUCAAGUUGUUGGUAUGUCAGAAUCGUUGGAAGACUUGAGAUUUUAUGGUCAUCAUUUGCAAAGUGUUUGUGGUUUGUCAAACUUAAAGUACCUCAAGUCCUUCGACAUAGAUUCCGCCCCUGAGCUACGGAUUGUCGAGGGCCUCGAUGAGUUAAAGUUCUUGAGCAAUUUGCGACUUAUGGCGUGCUUGUCGUUGGAAAGUUUGAUUGAUGUAUCGACCACCCAAUUGCCAAAUGAUUGCCAUGUAUAUAUCUUCUGUUGCCCGAAAUUACGUGGGGUUAAGCAAGGAUUCACUGGCUCCAUCCAGCGUUUCAAGCGUUACAAGGAGGAAGAGAGUGUGCCGGCUGCAUUCACAGACCCAUUGAUGGUUUGGCAUGCAGAGGGCAGUGCACAAGAAGGAAUGCACCUACCAGGAAAUAUGGAGGAACUCCUGGCUCCAUCUGAGGAACCACAGGAGCCAAGCUCUGUCGGGACUUGUACAUGUUGUGGAGGCUUGUUUUUCUUUUGGUCGAAAUUUGGAGGCUUGUUUUGUUUUAAAGACCACUAGCGUCAUCCUUGUCGGCAUGCAGGGAAGGAGGUAGCAUAUUAUUUAGUGGGCCGAUGCACUAAAGAGUUUAAGAUAAGGUAUUUCAUUAAAUAAAAUAAAAAAACCAUAAAGGUGCAAUCGAGCUAUAAAUUGAUUUGAAGUAGUUUGUGGAUGCAAAGUUUAACUUGAAAUUGAUGAUUUGAUAUU
Molecule: messenger RNA, 4230 nt
Organism: Syzygium oleosum
Lineage: Eukaryota; Viridiplantae; Streptophyta; Magnoliopsida; Myrtales; Myrtaceae
Product: disease resistance protein L6-like
Exons: 7
Coding region: 319-4044 (1241 amino acids)
Biological process (GO): defense response; signal transduction
Molecular function (GO): ADP binding
Source: RefSeq, a predicted model, not a curated record